AAUAAAUAAUUGAACGUGGAAAAUAAGAAAAGAAUAAAUGUGAGCCUUAAAAAGUCUAAAUAUAUAUAAAUAUUUGUUAGAUAAAUAAAUAGGAUAAUAUUUUGUUUAAUUUUCAACAACAACAAUGGCGCUUCUUUCUUCAACUCCUCCACUCCCAAUCCCAAACCGAUCAUGGACUUGUACAACAACCCCUUCUUCCCUCACCAUCUCAUUACCUUCCGCCGCUCGUUGCCGCCACCGCCGUCGUCUCGGCUCUAUCGUCGCCGUCUGUACCGAUAACCAGACCAUUCCUCCCUUCACGAUCGACCACUCCGCCGUCUCCGUCGCAGAGGCUUUCUCCGAGGACCAGCUCUGGGCCACUGCUUCUCUCCGUGUUCGAUCCUUUUAUGAUUUCAAGGCAGCCUCAUUUCGUAUCGAAGAUCACAAAAAGCACUUGGCGGAGCGUGAGUUCGAAGCACUAAAAGAACGAAUCGCUGGAAAGAGGGAGGAAUUUAAAAGAGUUUCUUGCAUAAAUGCUACUGUUCCAUUAUCACAGAUAUCAAAUCUUUCUGAAGAUUUCUGUUCAGCAUGCAAGUUUUCUCAUGACGGAGAAGAACGAGUGGUAAUAGGUUCCCUUGAUCUUAACCAAUGUAUGAGACUUCCAGAUGAAAUAGCAGGAAGAAGACCAGAGGGGAUUGGAGCCGAUUUUGCAAGGGCGUAUCUAAGCAACGUCUGUGUAGCAUCAGAACUGCAUAGAAACGGUUUAGGCUAUGCAGUUGUAGCAAAGUCUAAGUUAGUUGCUCAAGAAUGGGGUAUAUCUGAUCUGUACGUGCAUGUAGCGGUUGACAAUGAACCGGCAAAGAAGUUGUAUAUAAAGAGCGGUUUUACUCAUGAAAGCGACGAACCAGCAUGGCAAGCGAGGUUUCUAGAUCGACCCCGAAGGAUUCUUUUGUGGACUGGUAUACCUGGUGUGCAACUAUUAUGAUUAUAUUCAGAUUCAGUUAGUUUAGUUUUGUUAUCUUGGGCUAUGAUUUUACUUCAUUCAUCAAAAUGGCUUAGUUGCUUUCAUAGGGAUCAAAUUGAUAUUGAUAAAAGAAAGAAGGAAAAAAAUUAUAUCAUUUGUAUUUUUUAGAUGAGAAACAAUGCUACAUCUAAUGAAAUAAACAAAUAAAUGUCAAAAAUAGCUGUUGAUAUUAUUUAAUUAUGUUAACUUUUUAUGUGUUAAA
Cannabis sativa is the source of this 1205-nucleotide messenger RNA. Its product is annotated as GCN5-related N-acetyltransferase 7, chloroplastic. Gene Ontology annotation, cellular component: chloroplast. The transcript is spliced from 5 exons. Gene Ontology annotation, molecular function: acyltransferase activity, transferring groups other than amino-acyl groups. The coding region runs from base 125 to 964 and encodes 279 amino acids. The record is from RefSeq and is a predicted model, not a curated record. Lineage: Eukaryota; Viridiplantae; Streptophyta; Magnoliopsida; Rosales; Cannabaceae.